GAUUUUUUUCAGUAGUGUGUGAGAGGUGGCAGCGGUCGCACAUCGCUCUCAGCCGCCGCGUUGAAGGGUUGUCUCAUUAAAAAAUCACGCUUAAAAUUAUUCGUGUAUGAAAACUGUAAGUGAAAGCGGAAUCGAAGUGAAGUUUGAUUUAAAUAAAUUAAUGCAAACAGUUUGUGUUGUGAGUUUUAAAAGUUUGGCUGCAGUUUAAGGGGAAGGUAUGUUAAGUUGCGCCUCCCCCGCUGGCAUGACGCCCGCGCCCCAUUCCACCCAUCCCCAAGCUUGGGGGUCACUGCUACAACCACCCACUGUGAAAUCUGAACCAAUGGAUGAAGGAAGUUUCUCGAAAGACCAGACCAGCGGGUUUUACUCAGAGGGAUUUCAUAGCGCUUCCCCAUCAUCAUCAAGCAAGGAUUCCAACGGACAUUCGCCGCGCAGCGUCGGCAGCGCCGGUGAGCCGUCGCCCUUCUACGAUAACAUGCCUUUAAAAGCUAAAGCCAAUCUCGGGAUGCAUCUGGACUCGUUCCGUAAUGCAUUACCAUAUAGUUUGCUCACACCACCUGGUUUCGAGUCGCGCGCUAAUGAAGAUCGAGAAUCUUCUCCGGGUUAUGGAUCCUAUUCUCCACGAAGUUUGGCGCCGCCUGCGCACGUAUCUACACCUUUAGCGCGUGCCGACGCCACUCCACCAAAAUCGCCACCCAGAACACCGUCAUCGCCUGAACACGACAGACGGUCAUUCGAACGAUUCCAUGACUCCGGAUUCGACGGCGUCGGUCAAAACAAAGCCGACGGGGACGAGGGCCGCGAAGGAUCCGGCUUUGACGAUGAUUUUGAUGAUGAACCUGGCCUGAGAGUCCCCGCUGUCAAUUCUCAUGGAAAAGUCAAAACAUUUAAAUGUAAACAAUGCGAAUUUGUUGCCGUGACAAAACUAAGUUUCUGGGAACACAGCAAAGAACACAUUAAACCUGAAAAAAUGUUAUGCUGUCGGAAAUGUCCUUUCGUGACUGAGUACAAACAUCAUCUUGAAUACCACAUGAGGAAUCAUUUGGGAUCAAAACCUUUCCAAUGCAGUCAGUGCUCUUAUUCAUGUGUGAACAAAUCAAUGCUAAAUUCACAUCUUAAGUCACAUUCAAACGUAUACCAAUAUCGUUGCGCGGACUGCAAUUACGCAACCAAAUACUGCCAUUCGCUGAAACUUCACCUCCGUAAAUAUCAGCAUAAUCCCGCUAUGGUCCUUAACUUGGAUGGCACGCCAAAUCCCUUGCCCAUAAUCGAUGUCUACGGCACGCGUCGUGGACCUAAACAAAAACCUUUUUCAAAAAUGUUCGAACCACAAGGCCCAGUCAGCAACAACAACCAGCCACAGCCACCUGCGCCAACGCACCCAAUUUUCGGAAAUCACUUCCCGGUAAACCUCCCCUACCUGCCCCCGCUUCUGCCUCACUCGUUCUUAUUCCCUCCUAACAACAACUACGAACAAAGAACUUCUCCCAAAAACCAUGAAAUUCAAACCGAAAAACCUCAACAAAUGUCUCCUCCAGCAUCAAUCUUGCACCAGCGGUUGUCAUAUACAGAACGGCCCUUAGAAUCCGGCUCUACAUCUCCUCCACCUAAAUCGCCGCCGAGCAUCACACAAACCCCAACACAUAGAGAGAUGCCCACAGAACACGGUGAUGAUGCACUCGACCUCACAAACGCAAAAACUAGUGAGGCGGGCACUCCGCCGCCUCCCACGGAAAGAGCUACCCCAGUAACACCAACUACAGCUUUGAAGAACAGAAGAAAAGGUCGUGCAUUCAAGCUACAACCAGCUGCACUGAGGCUGCAACACGAGGACGAGAAAAUGAGGGACGCAGACGGAUCGGACUCUGAAUCAGAUGCGUCAGCUGAGGUGGCGUCGUCGAGCGCUGCCAGCUCUUACACGUGCCAGUUCUGUGACAUCACGUUCGGGGACCUGACGAUGCACACCAUCCACAUGGGGUUCCACGGGUACAACGACCCGUUCAUGUGUAACAAGUGCGGCGAGCGGAGCCCCGACCGCGUCGCUUUCUUUAUCCACCUGGGGCGCGCGCAACACGCCUAGCUGAACCCCAGCACACCUAACGGACCCCUAGUCAAAGCUCGCUUUUAACAAUGUUUCUGUAGACGUACAUAGUGUAGGGUAAACAUUAAAUUAUUCUAGAUUAUUCAAUGUGAAUUUUCAAAGGAUUUUAUCAAAGCCAAAGAAAAGCUUGUUGUAUCAACUAAUUGUUAACUUUCAAAGGCGAAUUUCAUAAUUAUUUAAAUUUUAUAACAAUGUCAUCAUUCCACUCAAUAAGACAUAUGUACAGGAUUAAAAAAUCGCUCAAGUAUGAUUUUUUACUUACUCUGGAUUAUAAUAUGAAAUGUCCUAUUCGCUUUUGUGAUCUAACAAUUUGAUUAAGUAGAGUAGGUACCCAAUGUAAAUAGUAAAGUAUAAAGAACGAUUAGAAAUAAGGAUACAGUGUGCAGUGGCGGGAUAUAUUUAUUCGACUUUCACCGUUUUAAUAUUAAUUUGUUAUGUAAAACUAUAUUAAGACGGUUUUAUAAGCAAUUACUUUGUCUAGCGCCACGUUCAUAAAUUAUUGUUCCGUCUGCAUUGCAGAAUAAUUUAACUCUGAAUGAGUUUAAUUAACUCAUGUGUAUUCUAUAUCGGUGUGUUUUUUUUAGAUAAUAACUGACUCAAUUCAGAGUUUUGUGGUUUAUAUCAUAUUUUUAUCACUGCUCGCUACCUCCUUACUUCAAUAGUAAUAACCUGUGUUUAUUUGAUUCGUUAGAAAAAAUGUGACCAAUGUGUAAACAAGACUGUAUAUCUUUAAUAAGUACAAAGCAAAGUUCACUCCGAUCACGUCUAUAUUAGUGUCUUAGUUAUAAUUAGAGUAUCGUCGUCGUGGCGCAGCGUUUUUGACAAUUCACGCGUAAAUUCUUGUGCUCGCGUGAUCCUCAAAUGUCAAACUCAACGUUGUCGGGCGAGUAGCGUAUGAAAUCGUCAAAAACACUGCAUCGUCGGCGAAUUUAUAAUACAAGGCUGUACAUUACGAAAACAACGGUGAUGUUACCUAUUAGAGUUAGUCGGUCUGUUUAGUAUUAGCACCCGAAUAUGUUAAUAUAAGUUGUAAGUUCAAAUGUAUUUAUAUUAUGGUACCAAGUAUGAAAUAAAGAUUUUAUUUUUAUUUAUUUAAUAAACUUUUACGUGUAAUUAUUGUGACGCGAUGGUAUGUUUUUUGUAAUUUGAAAUAAUUGACUAUGUCAAAAAUAGCACGCAUUUUAUGGAAUGAUUUUCCGCUUAAUAUAUAAAUACCGUUUAAUUAUAAGUGAAUGAUGUUUGUGUGCAGGAUACAAAACAAUAAAAACAUAAUU
This is a messenger RNA of Manduca sexta (tobacco hornworm), 3375 nucleotides long. It is a transcript of the gene hb, whose product is annotated as protein hunchback. Gene Ontology annotation, cellular component: nucleus. Gene Ontology annotation, biological process: regulation of transcription by RNA polymerase II. Gene Ontology annotation, molecular function: RNA polymerase II transcription regulatory region sequence-specific DNA binding; DNA-binding transcription factor activity, RNA polymerase II-specific. The record is from RefSeq and is a predicted model, not a curated record. NCBI's taxonomy places the organism in Eukaryota, Metazoa, Arthropoda, Insecta, Lepidoptera, Sphingidae. The transcript has 3 exons. Bases 218 to 2080 code for a protein of 620 amino acids.